AAAAAAUGUAUCAAUAUCUAAAACCGGAAAUAAAAAGAAUAUUAGAAUUUCUUUAAAUACAUCAUUUCCAUAUGCAAUUGUAUUAUAUUUACAUAACCCAUGUAUUAAAAGCGCAUAUCAAAUACGUUGUGAAGGAUAAAUGCAAAAAUUUGCAAAACUUAGAAUAAUUAUAUAUUAAAUAUCAGACAAAUCAACAUGGAAGAUGCGUUGCCGGAGAAGAAAUUUCUAGAGAGGAAUUCGCUGCUCACCGAUCUCUUUGAGAUCACGCAUAUUCGUACGGUUUAUAAUCUAUUCAUGGUGACUUUUAUAUUGUUUUUCCUCCACACUGCUGUAAAUGACAUCAUAGAGUCUGGAACGCUGCUCCUCGGGACUGUUACGAUACGGAAAGGUUUCACGAAUUUACCAACUUGUCUCUACAUUUGGUCGCUCAUGCAAAUCUCGACGCUCGGUGUCUACGUUGCUUUCAAUUUCUGGUCUCACUCACGACUACAACGCUUGCCAAAAUAUCUUAUUGCCCGAAAACUAUGGGAUUACGGUUGGCUGACAAUCUUCAUAAUGUAUCAAGUCCUGUUUAUAAUUUUUCCUAAUAGAGCAAUAAACAGAGAGAAUCUAGGCGUAGCUUGCAAUAUAGCCUUACUUUUGGAACAAUUACGUCUGAUCAUGAAACAUCAUGCUUUCGUUAGGAGCGUGGCACCCAGAUUUUUAUCAUACAAACCCCAUAGCGAUAUUUCACCGCCGAGUGGACCUCGAUUUUCGCAAUACUUGUAUUUCCUGUUCGCGCCGACUUUGAUAUACCGCGAUGAAUAUCCAAGGACAAAAAAGAUCAGGUGGAAAUUCGUGAUUCAAAAUUUCGCCCAAGUCGGCCUAAUGAUCUUCUAUUUCGCCUUUAUCCUGGAGCAAUUUGUGACGCCGGUCUUUUAUACCUUUGGUACACAGCCUUUCGAACCAAUGUGGUUCGUCAAGAAUAUUAUCGACGCGAGCAUUCCCGGGGUCCUCGUUUUCAUCUCCGGGAACUAUCUUCUGCUGCACGCGUGGAUGAAUGCCUGGGCGGAGAUGCUGCGAUUCGCUGACCGGUUGUUUUAUAAGGAUUGGUGGAACUCCACGUCCUACCGCAUGUAUCAUCGCACGUGGAACGUGGUGGUCCAAGACUGGCUCUACGCGUACAUCUACAAGGAUAUGUACGAGAUCGUGGUGCCGCGCAACAAGUCGCUCGCGACCUUCACCGUAUUUCUCAUAUCAACCAUCUGGCACGAAUAUAUCUUUGCGUUCACGUUCCAUUUCUUCUACCCAGUGUUCUUGAUUGUUUUCGGCGUAUCCUUUAUUCUAAUCUUGUGCAACGUCUUCAACAACAUCAGCAUGUGGGUGAGCUUCUGUAUCGGCAACGGCAUUCUGGUCAGCCUGUAUGCGACAGAAUAUUAUGCCCGUUACAACUGUUCGCCAUAUUCCGAUCACUAUGCGGACUUGCUUCUACCGCGAAGCUGGAGCUGCCAGAGGCAACUUGCCGUGUAGGGUGUUCAUCUUCCAGCGAUGAAUUCUUUUCGCGGGAUAAUUUAUUUACCGUUUCAGAGAAACUAUUAGCGGGGAAUUCAUCUCGAAGUGUAAAGUGACGGAGAAGCUCUCCGCUAUUAUUGUACAUAUGUUAAUAUGAUUAAUUAAUUAUUAUGCAUAAUUACCGGCAAAUAUAUUUAA
Messenger RNA from Formica exsecta, 1689 nucleotides. Its product is annotated as sterol O-acyltransferase 1-like. Bases 196 to 1509 code for a protein of 437 amino acids. Gene Ontology annotation, cellular component: endoplasmic reticulum membrane. The transcript has 6 exons. Gene Ontology annotation, biological process: cholesterol metabolic process. The record is from RefSeq and is a predicted model, not a curated record. NCBI's taxonomy places the organism in Eukaryota, Metazoa, Arthropoda, Insecta, Hymenoptera, Formicidae.